CAGAUGUGUUCUAUCAGCCCACACAGGGGAUGGCCUUCCACACAGCAUCACUACCAACAGUAUCUCUGCACAUGUGGGUUGUGAGACAGCAGAGCUCCAGUGGAGAGAGUGUGUUAGCCUGAGUCGGAGCCCUGAGCCUACUGCAGGAGUUCUACACGCAUCCAAGUCUUGCCUUAUCCAGCCCAAUCCAGCCAUUUUCUGACCUGCCAAGCCCAGCCGAACCCAGCACAGCCCAGCCAUGGAUGCCCUGUCCUCCCUGAGCUCCUCAACCUCCUGCCCCUACCUGUACCUCUGGAGUAGCAACAUCACCAACAACAGCAGUAGAAGCAGUAUUAGCAACAAUGUGAUCCUGGAGCACUACAACCACACAGGGCGCCUGCAGCACCGCGGGCCCCGCCAAGGUGGCCUGAGCUUGGGCGCGUUCCUUUCCCUCUUCAUCAGCAUCCUCAUCAUCCUGGAGAACCUGCUGGUCCUGGUGGCCGUGCUCUCAAGGAUCCGCAACAGCCACCGCUGGGUCUACGUGUGCAUCGCCAACAUCACCCUCAGCGACUUGCUGGCCGGGGCGGCCUACGUGGUCAACAUCUGGAUGUCGGGCAGCCAGACAUUCAGACUGAGCCCGGCUCUGUGGCUGUUCAGGGAGGGGGUACUGUUCGUGGCCCUCGCCGCCUCCAUCUUCAGCCUGCUGCUGAUUGCUGUGGAGCGCUACACCACCAUGAUGAAGCCGCUGCACCAGAAGUCRGCMAGGAAGACRURUCGUAUCUACGGCCURGUGGCGCUGUGCUGGAUCSUGGCCUUCGCCAUCGGCUUCCUCCCCCUGCUGGGMUGGAACUGCGUGUGCAGCCUGGAGAGCUGCUCCACCYUGCUGCCGCUCUACUCCAAGAGCUACAUCYUCUUCUCYYUGCUCAUYUUCUCCCUCAUCCUGCUGGCCAUCGGYGUGCUCUAUGGCGCCAUCUACUGCCACGUGCGCAGCAGCGCCAAGGUGGGAUCCCAGCGCAGCCGCAAGCGAUCCCUGGGGCUCCUGAAGACGGUAAUCUCCAUCGUGGGUGUGUUCAUCAUGUGCUGGGGCCCUCUGUUCGCCCUGCUGCUCCUGGACUUUUUCUGUGUGUCGCGGCAGUGCGCGCCCCUCUUCAGUGCCGACUGGGUCAUUGCUCUGGCCGUGCUCAACUCUGCUCUGAACCCUGUCAUCUACGCCCUGGGUAGCACAGAGCUGAGGAAGGCCAUCGCAGGGCUGCUGUGCUGCUGCUGCCUUAGGGCAGGCCUCUGUCACCCUGAUGCCUUCGUGUCCAAGGAGACCAGCAGCACGGGGAGCACCAGGCAUAGUAGCCUGAGGAACAGUUUCAAUAAGGUCAGGAGUUUCAGUAUCAGCCCCCCGCCUGCACCCAAGGCCCCCAAGAAGAGCCGCCUCAGCUCCACCACCAGCUGCCUGUCUGUGUCGAGCGGUUAGACCACAAAGGGCUGCCUGGGGCAGACGUAGAUGUGAAAGAGAGCUCUCUUUGUGUGUGUGUGUCUGUGUGUGUCUGUGUGGGUCUGUGUGGGUCUGUGUGGGUCUGUGUGCGGGUGUUGGAAUUUAGAGAAAGCCCGCUAGCACAAGGGUAGUAGAAACAGGGUAGUAGAACAUGUAUCUCAUUGGCACAACUAUGAAGAUACAGCCUUGUUACAGCCUAGAUACAAGCAUGAUACAGCCAUGAAGAAAGAGCCUAGAUACAAGCAUGAUACAACUAUGAAGAUACAGCCUACAUACAACCAUGAUACAACCAUGAUGCAACAUGAUACAGCCAUGAUACAGCCAUGAUACAACUUUAAAGAUACAGCCAUGAUACAAAACCAUGAUACAGCCUGAUACAACUAUGAAGAUACAGCCUUGAUACGCCACAAUACAACCAUGAUACAACCAUGAUGCAACAUGAUACAGCCAUGAUACAGCCAUGAUACAACUUUAAAGAUACAGCCAUGAUACAAACCAUGAUACAGCCUUGAUACAGCCUUGAUACAACUAUGAAGAUACAGCCUUGAUACAGCA
Messenger RNA from Salvelinus sp. IW2-2015, 2020 nucleotides. Its product is annotated as sphingosine 1-phosphate receptor 4-like. Gene Ontology annotation, cellular component: cytoplasm; plasma membrane. The coding region runs from base 239 to 1444 and encodes 401 amino acids. Lineage: Eukaryota; Metazoa; Chordata; Actinopteri; Salmoniformes; Salmonidae. Gene Ontology annotation, molecular function: sphingosine-1-phosphate receptor activity. The record is from RefSeq and is a predicted model, not a curated record. Gene Ontology annotation, biological process: adenylate cyclase-activating G protein-coupled receptor signaling pathway; regulation of metabolic process. The transcript has 2 exons.